This is a messenger RNA of Triticum turgidum subsp. durum (durum wheat), 1326 nucleotides long. The record is from the annotation of a GenBank genome assembly. Lineage: Eukaryota; Viridiplantae; Streptophyta; Magnoliopsida; Poales; Poaceae.
AUGUCGGAGAGGAAGCGCCGGGCGGGGGCAGAUGCGGCCGCGGGGGGCUCGACCUCGAAGAAACCGCGCGGCGCCUCGGCCGCCGCAUCCUACGCCCAAUCCCUCCGCUCGAAGCUCCGCCCGGACGCCUCCAUCCUCGCCUCCCUCCGCGCCCUCGCCUCCGCCGCCUCCAAAUCCAAGCCCGCGGCCGCGUCCUCAGCCGGCGCGAAAGCCCUCUCCGAGGACGACCCGGCAUCCGCCUCCUCCAACUACAUCGUGGUCGCCGACCAGGACACCACCUCCGUCACCUCCCGCAUCAACCGCCUCGUCCUCUCCGUCGCGCGGAGCAUCCUGGCUGGCCGCGGCUUCUCCUUCGCCGUCCCCUCCCGCGCCUCCUCGAACCAGGUAUACCUCCCGGACCUCGACCGCAUCGUGCUCCUCCGCCGCGAGUCCGCGAGGCCCUUCGCCAACGUCGCCACCGCGCGCAAGGCCACCGUCACCGCGCGCGUCCUCUCCCUCGUCCACGCCGUCCUGCGCAGGGGCAUCCACGUCACCAAGAGGGAUCUCUUCUACACCGACGUGAAGCUCUUCGGCGACCAGUCCCAGUCGGACGCCAUCCUCGAUGACGUCUCCUGCAUGCUUGGAUGCACCCGCUCGUCGCUCCAUGUCGUCGCCUCUGAGAAGGGCGUUGUGGUUGGCCGCCUCACUUUUGCUGAUGACGGCGACGUCAUUGACUGCACGAGAAUGGGCGUCGGCGGUAAGGCCAUCCCGCCCAACAUCGACAGGGUGUCAGGCAUUGAGAGCGACGCUCUGUUCAUCUUGCUUGUGGAGAAAGAUGCUGCUUUCAUGCGCCUCGCUGAGGACCGGUUCUACAACCGUUUUCCGUGCAUCAUAUUGACAGCAAAGGGACAGCCGGAUGUUGCCACCAGGUUGUUCUUGCGCCGGCUUAAGGUAGAGCUGAAGCUGCCGGUACUCGCAUUGGUGGACUCUGAUCCAUAUGGGCUGAAGAUCUUGUCCGUGUAUAUGUGCGGCUCCAAGAACAUGUCGUAUGACAGUGCCAAUCUGACAACGCCAGAUAUCAAGUGGCUUGGCGUGCGGCCAAGUGAUCUGGACAAGUACAGGGUACCGGAGCAGUGCCGGCUUCCCAUGACUGAUCACGAUAUCAAGGUAGGAAAAGAGAUGCUAGAGGAAGACUUCGUAAAGCAAAAUGAAGGAUGGGUCAAGGAGUUGGAGACGAUGUUGCGAACAAAACAAAAGGCUGAGAUUCAGGCUCUCAGCUCCUUUGGGUUCCAGUACCUGACUGAGGUAUAUCUACCCCUCAAGCUGCAGCAGGAGGACUGGAUUUGA